AUGGCAUCUAUUUCUCCCAAAUCUGGCUAUGUGGGGAGCCUCACCGAGUCUGAGGGGCAAAAAUUGCGCGCAUUCUGGAGAAUCUUGAUGCAAUCAUGGAAUGCGAAUACCGCAACCCCCGAGGAAGCCGCCGAGAAAGUCAAGUCCAACGACUCGGCAAAAGGGCACCGAAGAUUCUUCUCCCUGGGCCGGGCCCUAGAACCAAAAUUGUCGGAAGAGGAGACUUCCGCCAUUCCCUCCAAUCUGCUUACCACCCUGAAUAGCCUGGAUGCGGGUCCAGCCGAACUCAAAACUAUCCAGUCACUGAUGUUGAAGCUUCCCGGCGAUAAGCUCCGUAGUGCGCUUUUGACUCUCCUCAAACAAGACCACCCCGAUGCGCUUCUUCUCCGCUUCCUCCGAGCCGUGAAAUGGAACCUGCCCAAGGCAUGGAUUAAGUUGGUCGCGGCUCUCAACUGGCGAGUUAAUGAGUACAAAGUUGACGAAGAAGUGCUACUCAAAGGAGAAGCACAUGCGGUGGAUAAAUCGCAACAAGAUGGAGAUUCGCCAGAAAAGAAGUAUGGCGAGGGCUUCAUUCUCCAGGCCACCUCGGGAAAAGGACACUUUCAUGGGUGUGAUAGAUGGAAUCGGCCCAUCGGUAUUGUUCGAGUGCGAAAACACGACCCAAGUGCUCAAACUCAAAAAGCACUCAAUGACUAUAUUGUCCAGUGUAUUGAAACUGUACGCCUUCUUCAGGUUCCUCCUGUAGAGACCAUGGCGAUAGUUUUUGAUCUGACAUCAUUUGCACUUGGCAACUGGGAACUCGCUGCGAUCAGUUUCAUCCUCCACGCCUUCCAAGAGUAUUACCCCGAAUCUCUCGGAGCCAUGAUAUUCUACAAUGCGCCAUUGAUCUUUGCUGGUUUGUGGAGACUUGUCCAAGGGAGCCUUGAUCCAGUUGUCGCCGCAAAAGUCCACUUCAUCAGUAGCGCCAAAGCUCUUGAGGAAAUUAUUCCCCGAGAACAGAUUCUGAAGGAGCUCGGUGGCGAGGAAGACUGGGAGUACGAAUACAUCGAACCUGCUCCGAAUGAAAACGCAAAAUUAAACGAUAUAGCGACUCGUGACGACAUUCUUGCAAAGAGAGAGAAGCUAGGUGAUGAGCUUUUCACUCUUACUGCCGAGUGGAUCGUAGAUUCGAAGACGAAAUCUCUACCUAGAAGAAACGAAGUGAUUGAAGAACUUCGCAGAAAUUACUGGGAUCUUGAUCCAUAUGUGCGUGCGCGUACGGUGCUCGACCGUACUGGGGUUAUCAAAGGUGAUGGAACAGUUGAUUUCUACCCCGCUGCAAAGCCCAAAAAUGAACCCACCGAAAAGCAGCUGAUAGUCCCAGAAGUUGGGACUACAACACAAACCCCUGUUGCGGCGUCGUAA
Penicillium soppii is the source of this 1404-nucleotide messenger RNA. Its product is annotated as CRAL-TRIO domain-containing protein. Bases 1 to 1404 code for a protein of 467 amino acids. The transcript has a single exon. Lineage: Eukaryota; Fungi; Ascomycota; Eurotiomycetes; Eurotiales; Aspergillaceae. The record is from RefSeq and is a predicted model, not a curated record.